This is a messenger RNA of Ictalurus punctatus (channel catfish), 2200 nucleotides long. RefSeq names its product single immunoglobulin and toll-interleukin 1 receptor (TIR) domain (gene sigirr). The record is from RefSeq and is a predicted model, not a curated record. Lineage: Eukaryota; Metazoa; Chordata; Actinopteri; Siluriformes; Ictaluridae. Gene Ontology annotation, biological process: signal transduction. The transcript is spliced from 9 exons. The coding region runs from base 154 to 1437 and encodes 427 amino acids.
GCGGUUCCUUUUUUUCUUCUUCCUUUCACUGCGCAACCUGUGCGCACCUUGUCUGACGGUGUAUGCUGUUAUUAACACUAAAUUGGCGUUUCAGUCAUCGGACAUCUAUAUAUACCUGUUUUACAUAUUGGACUCAACAACAAGAAGGUCAGGAUGGGACACAUGAGUCUGUUCCUGUGGUUAAUAUGGAUCCAGUUCGCACUCAUGAGCGGAGAGCCUCUUUGUAGCAGAACCCUGCGAUUUGUGCCCAGCAGCACUGAGACAGAUGUGUGGGGACACCAAGGCUCCACUGUUGAACUGAACUGCACAGUUCUGAUAAACUACAGCAACAAGAGUGAGUCUGAAUGUAAGGCCCAUCUGCAUUGGAGCAAAGAUGGAGAAUUUCUCCCCAGCACUGGUUCCUUCACCCAGAACACCUCCCAGUGGCUUACAGAUGAAGACCAGCUGAUGAUGAGCAGUGUUCUGACUGUGAACCUGAAGGAAGAAUCCGAUUUUGGUCGCUACUCAUGUGAAAUAUGGAACAGUUCAACUACCUUCAGGCUUCAAAGCACCAUCUUCCCCAGUCACACAGGGGCAGUGUUGGCAUCCCUGGUUUUGUUCAUAAUGUUAGUCUUGGCUGUGUUCGUGUAUUCAAAAUGCCACCUCAACUUCAAACUCUGGUAUAAAAACUCAUAUGGAGAUUAUGAAAUCAAUGAUGGCAAAAUUUAUGACGCCUACAUUUCUUACAUAGACGAUGAGAAUGACCGGAAGUUUGUAAAUUUUAUUCUGAAACCUCACCUGGAGAAUAAGUAUGGGCACAAGUUACUCCUUAACAAUACAAACAUCCUCCCUGGAACAGAGCCAUCUGCAGAGUUGCUUAUGAACAUAAGUCGCUGUCGGCGGCUCAUCGUCGUGCUGUCACAGGCCUAUGUACAGCAGGAGUGGUGCACUACCAACUUCAGACAGGGCUUAUUUCAUCUGCUGGAGCUAUCAGAGAAGCCCAUCUUCAUCGUCUUUCAGUCUCAACAGAAGCAUGUGAGUGCAGACAUCAUCACGCAACUAGGAAAUCACCAGGCACGAAUCACGACUCUCAUCUGGGGAGCACAUUCCAUUGCCCCAUCAUCUGGAUUUUGGAAGGCACUAGCCUUGGCCAUGCCCCGUAAAGUGGUGUUCCACAGUGAGUUGCCAGGAGACCCUCAGACUCUGCUCCAGGGGGAUAGGGACCCAAUGCUCACCAUGCAGCCAGACUACCUGGACUGCAGACCCGAUCCAGACCCUGCAGGAGAUCUGGGCUUACGCUUCCCCAUCUAUAAAGCAAUGUCCAGGGACCAAGUUCCCCCACCAGCAUCUCAUCCAGUGACUGAAGCCAACACGUCUGAGAUCGAUGUAUCUGACCUGGGCUCCAGGAGCUAUGCUGCCCGAACAGAUUUUUAUUGUCUGGUUACUGAUGAUAUUUGAACCUGGAACACACACACCUUUUUCCUCUUUCACUCCAAUGAGUAAUGAGCAGAACAGAAGCUCUAGUCUAUUUCUGUGGUCACUCUUUGUUUGUGUUUCCAAAAAAAAAAAAAAGUGUUUUAGGAAAGCAGAACUGACCAGAUUGAUUAGAAGAGCUCAAGUCAUUUACAAGGGUUUGAGUUUAUAUAAACUCAGCACACAACAUCCAAGUCAUAACCCUUUAAUCUGAAUCUGUGCAAUUUCAAAUGUUUUUAUAUAAAAGUCCUAUAUAUAAUAUUACAUUUACUAGCUGGUUAAGCUGUUAGUUCUGGGUUGUUAUGUCUUUAGCUCAAGUAGAGCAAUAUUGUUGAAAUGUUUUGUUUGCCUUUACGUGUCUUGUGCUUUCAGAACACAAGUUACAAGCUAAUGUUGACAUGCACCAUGUUGCUAACGUUUCAUAUUACUUGAUGUAUAUAGCUUUUAUAUUUGUAAAUGCUUCAAUUGAAUGUUUCCAAUUAAAUUCCUUUUGUAGGCCAUUUGUUGUGAAAGGGAAUUUCAGGUUCUGCUUGUGUUAGCCUGCAUGGCAAAGUACAACAAGGCACCAAAUCCUAAAGGCCAACCGCAGCCAUGAUUUACAUAUUGACUUUUAAGAACCAAUAGUAAAAGUGUGUGCCAGGCUUCAUUUGAAUUAUAUUUACAUUUUUGACACUGCAAGCCUGUGUGGGUCUGUGUACAGUCAUGUGCAGUGCAUGAACAAUUACAUCUUUUUGAACACAUCUUUAAA